CACAUGCUCAACAUCGGUGCCCUUCAUCGUCUUUAGUCGUUAUUAUAUAAUAAAAAUAUAUUUUUGACAAUUGGCAAAAGGCGCGUUCUGCUGAUGGAAAAAAAACUCGCAGCGAAUUCGCGCGUCUCACUAUUAACUUGGUCCUUGAUCGUCAGCCGUAUUUGCUGAUGUAUUUAAAACCUCUCUCUCUCUCUCUCCUUUCCCUCUCUCUCUUUUCUGUGAUUCUUCCUAACGUACGGCAGUUCGAGAACGUGUAUCGUAUCACCGCAAGGAGAAUCCACCAGGCGAUGUCAGACGAACAAUUUCUCCUCCGAGCGGACCGUCUGUUUGGGUGGGGAAAAUCGAUAGGAAAAGGCGAGUUCAAAGCGCGAGGGAGAGUACACAUCACGAUGGGUCAUUAACGUUCUCUCCGCGUGCCAACAGUGACGUUACUAAGGAUAGUCGGCAGUAAUAAGACGACGACAACAAGACAAGAAUGUGGCGGAAGUGUCGCAAAGAUCUCGUCGCGUUUCGAUGAGGAAAGUAUUCGCGGACUGGCCGGUGAAGUAUUCGGUCACAUGACGUACGGUAACAGCUGUGGUGCGCGAUAUCGUGCGGGAAAAUGCUGAGGGUGUUCGACGUCGAUUCUUGACGGCUCUUGACGGGACGAGGGGAACUGGUGCCGCGAGUGCCGUGGCCGCGCUGAAAAAUGAUCGCCCAUCGGUGGCUGAUGCGCGUCCUGUGCAUGUGGCUGCUCUGUCUGUCACUGCAGCCGGACUACGCGCACUCCACGCACAUCACCGGUACAUUCAACACGAGGGACUUCUUUCGUUUCCUCAUAAAAUUCGGCUUCCAGAAGACCGAUCGUCAUCGGCAAAAGGACUCGUACGGUUAUAUAUUCGGCAAUGUGACCGCGACAUCGGACUUCGAUGUACCGAUCACUCUGGCGAUAUUGGAUCGCGGUCAUUUCCUCGAGUAUUACGGUAAUCGCACGCUCGUGGACAAGAGCACCGCAUGCACCUACAUGUUCAAUACGUUGAAAAAGAGUUCCUACGAUCCGCAUUGCAACGAGGAAGGUCAAGAUUUCCUGAGGCGAGUCCCGUGUCCUCGAGAUAAAUUGUGUCCGGACGAAGACUCUGUAUGGAAUAUUGUGAAAGGACAUCAAUUCACAUAUGUCAUACAAGAUUUCUGGCAACCACGAUUUUGGUACAUGAGCCUGGUUGCAUGCUACAGAAACAGAACAACCUGUCAGUGGGAGUAUUAUAGCAAACACGAUGAGUUAAAAUAUGAUAUCUGGCUAGUAAAUGGCAAUCCGAACAUCAGUGGCCUAAACAGUUUGACUUAUCAGUUUUCCUACGACAGACAAGAUACUAUGGAGCUAUACUUAUUGUUUUUUCUCUGUUACAUCAUAUUAGUGCCACUGCAGUUGUAUGCAGUAAGAUUGCAAAAGCAUCCUGUAACAAGAUUGUUCACUGCUAGUUUAUUAUUAGAAUUUGUGGCAGUAUGUUUAAUCUUGAUACAUGUAUUGAAAUUUGCACUAGAUGGAGUAGGUUAUGAGCAAUUAGAAGUUGCAGGUGAUAUUUUUGAUAUCCUAUCACGGACGUCGUUUAUGUUAUUAUUGCUCUUACUUGCCAAAGGAUGGGCAGUAACGAGAAUGGAAUUAACAUGGAAACCAUUGGUGUUUGCAAUAUGGUUUUGUUACGGGGUUGUUCACAUCUUGUUGUAUGUAUGGAAUAUGACAGAAGUUGACAUUAUUGAAGAUAUAGAUGAAUAUCAAACUUGGCCAGGAUGGUUCAUAUUGUUAUUCCGAAGUGCCAUAAUGGUAUGGUUUCUAUAUGAACUUAGAAACACCAUGACAUACGAGCAUAAUACUCAAAAAUUGAAUUUUCUCCUUCAUUUUGGUGCAUCAUCAUUAGUUUGGUUUAUAUAUUUACCCAUUAUAGCACUUAUUGCGCUUCAAGUGAGCGCACUGUGGAGGUUUAAACUAUUAUUAGGUAUAACAUACUCAGCAGACUGUUUUGCUUAUUGUGUAAUGGCUCACUUAUUAUGGCCCACCAGAAGUGAACAGUACUUUCUACUUGCGCAAGGUGCAGACAAUGGUGAUGAACUGGAUGAAUUUAACGAAGCGCCGCAUGUAUUAAAUAAUUAUGUAGAACCGCCAGAACUCGGUAAAAUAAUAACUUAAUACUCGUCCAUUGAAGGUAUAAUAUUAAACAAUGAUAAACACAAAGUUUCUAAUUACGAAUGAUGUGAUGUAAAUUUGCCAAAUGGUCAGUCUAAUAGAAUGGAUAAUAUUCUAAUAUGUGCUACUGAACUGUGGGAUAUUGUACACAUUCUAUAAUUAGAGAUAUAUAGCGAUCAUCAAAUUCGGCUAUGUGAUAUGAAGUUAAUAAAUGAUAUAGCUGGUGAGUAACUGAUGAGUAUGAUAUGAGUAUAUGCUACUAUCACACAAUUUUCAAUUUUAUAUAUGGAAAACCAAGUAAAGCAUGAAUUUUAUUCUUAGCAAUUUUGUAUAUAUGUGUAAUAAAGAAAAAAAAAUUAAAUAUUAAAUAUUUACUCCUUUGAAGAAUAAUAUAUUAAUAUGCAUUUAAUCUUGAUAAUAUUGAUGUGUAUUUUUACAUUAUGUUACUGAGAUUUAUAAACACAGAUAAACUGAUUUAUACUUAUAUGAUUACCUAGAACGUAAAAUUUAUUAUAUAUGAUAAUGAUAUACUGUCUGCAAAACUUAUCGUGCAAGUAUUUUGUCCAAAUGGCAAUUUUAUUACUCAUAUCAUAUUCAAAAUCUUGAACUUCAAACAUCAUUCAUUUUCCAGUCUUUCUAUAUAAUUUCGGUUAUAUAAAGAAUUCUACAAUACAAUAUAUUGAAUAUAUAAAAAAUUAUUGAAAAUUGAAUUUUAUAGAUAUAUAAGAUAUAUACAUUUUUUUAUAUCAUUGUUUAAUUCUUCAUUAUUUGUCAUUAUCUUGUAAUUAUUCCAUGUUUACUCUAUACAAACAAUAUUACAAUGUGCGUUUGAACAAGAGUGAUCGUAAAUAAAACUUAUAUAAUUUUCAUAACAUUUUGAUUUUAGUUAAGUGGUUUAAAAGUUGAAUAUAAUAUAAUUAUAAUGUAUAAAGAGUUAUAUUGAUUUAUGUAUUAUUAGAAUGCAAUCUGUUCAACAAGAUGUUCUAAAAUUAUCAUGUUCUUUUAAGUAUAGAUUUUUUGGCCAAUCCAUGUUAUCAAUAGCCUUUGAAUAAUUAAUGAUUGAAAUUGGACAGAUAAUGAAAUUAUUUUCAUCAGGAGUAUAUAGUAGAAUUUGAAAUUUAGAUAAAAAUACUUAAGGAUUAGGAAGAUAAAACAAAUGAUCACUUCUGCUGACUUCUAUUUCAAUUGAGAAAAAAUCUUUUAUGAAUUGACCAAAGAAACUAUGGUUAAAAACCGAUAUUAUUAGAACAUUCGUAUACAAGAAUUUUUAUAUAUCCACUCUUAUUCAAUAAUUUUAUAAAGAAAAAGUAUUUAAUUUUAAUUUUUUUCAAAAUUCAUUGUUUUAAUUUAAUGCAGUUAUUAAUUGCACUUUUCAAAUAUAAUAUCGUAAGUUAAAAUAAAAAAAUAUUUAUAUAUAAAUUUCUUAUUUUAUUUAAACAAUUAUUUAAGCAAUAUUGCAUUAAUCAAGGGAGAAUAUAAAUUAGUGUAUACAAUAAUUGAAAAGAUCGGAUAUAUAUAUAUAUAUAUAUAUAAAUUGACGCUAGUUACAAACACGUUUUUCCGUCAUACCAUUAUUGUGCUCAAUCUUGUAACUUAGAUGAUAGAUAUAUGUAUACUCUUUUUUAAGAAUAUUUUAAUGCUCAGUAUAUAUAUACAGGAUUAUGAGAUUGGUAAAAUCCUUAUGUGUGAUAUUUAUAUUUCUAUUAUCCACACUAAAUGAAAAGCAAUUUUAGUAUAAACUAUAUUUUUUACUUCUUUAGUUGUCUUCUUUAAUGUGUGCAUGUGUGUGAAUAUAUUAUAAAAUAUAUUAUUUGGCAAAGUUAUGGUUAAAAUUUUAAGUAUUUUUUUGGAAAGCUCAGAUAAAAUUGUAGAUACGAAUAUAUGUAUGUACAGCGCAACAAAAA
Molecule: messenger RNA, 4065 nt
Organism: Cataglyphis hispanica
Lineage: Eukaryota; Metazoa; Arthropoda; Insecta; Hymenoptera; Formicidae
Product: transmembrane protein 145
Exons: 5
Coding region: 689-2164 (491 amino acids)
Biological process (GO): G protein-coupled receptor signaling pathway; response to pheromone
Source: RefSeq, a predicted model, not a curated record